Cyprinodon tularosa is the source of this 3458-nucleotide messenger RNA. Its product is annotated as cubilin-like. The transcript has 20 exons. The record is from RefSeq and is a predicted model, not a curated record. Lineage: Eukaryota; Metazoa; Chordata; Actinopteri; Cyprinodontiformes; Cyprinodontidae. The annotation marks the transcript as partial.
GGGCAUGGACCCUCCUGCUGUGUAAUGAGGAGCAGUGGACCCUCCUGCUGUGUAAUGAGGAGCAGUGGACCCUCCCUCUGUGUGUGAAGGGGCAUGGACCCUCCCGCUGCGUAAUGCGGCAUCUGAAGCUCCUCAUUCAGACAUUCAGCAUCAGCACCAGAGUAGAGGUGCAGGGGGAAGAUGUUGGUGAAAAGGUGUUUAAUGGCCUCGGUGCCGACGCCCCUCGCCUCCAGCGAUUCUGUGGGACCGUGUCUCCUGGGACUCAGGUCAAGUCAUCUGGGAACGCCAUGGCAGUGGUGUUCCGCACCGAUGCUUCGGUGUCCAGCGGAGGCUUCAUGGCUAUGUACUCCUCAGAUGAGCCUGCAGAAUGUGGUGGGAUUCUGAAUGACCCAUCAGGAGGAAACUUCACCUCCCCUGGAUACCUGGUGUCCAACUACAGCAACAACCUGAACUGUGAGUGGUUGAUCCAGAACCCGCUACACAUCAACUCCUCCAUCGUGGUCCUUAUUGAAGACCUGCACCUGGAAAACCAUCAGACCUGCGAGCUGGACUACCUCCAGUUCCGCCUGGGCGACGCCGAUGGGGACCCAUUGGGCAGGUUUUGUGGGCAAAGUAUCCCACCUGUCCCUAUAGUGGUGUUUACUCCAGAACUCUGGGUCCAUUUCCAGACCGACUCCUCACAGGGAGAUUUGGGCUUCAAGGCCAAGUACUUGUUCUCAGAAUGUGGAGGCUGGCAGACAGGAGACAGCGGGGUGAUAUCCAGCCCUAAUUAUCCCGACCAGUACCCCAGCCCCAGUCGCUGCGCCUGGCUCCUGGAAGCUCCCGUGGGCCACACCAUCACGUUGACUUUCAGCUACUUUAACGUUGAAGACCACCAAACCUGUAGAUGGGACUCUGUAACGAUCUUUAAUGGAGGAUCCCCUGGUUCUCCAAUCAUUGGCCAAUACUGUGGAGACACCUCUCCUGGAACCAUCCAAUCAGGAUCCAACAAACUGGCUGUAGUGUUCCUGGCUGAUCACAGUGCGUCAAGAGGGGGAUUCAUUGCCUCGUGGUCUGCAGACUCCUCUGGCUGUGGGGGGGUGAUCCACGCUGACACAGGAACCAUUACAUCUCCAAAUUAUCCAGAGGUGUUUCCAGCAAACGUGGAGUGUUCCUGGCAGGUGGUGGCUCAUGAGGGAAACCAUCUGGAGAUGAGCUUCAGUGACAACUUUGACAUUCCAGACAGUUCCAACAGCUGCCAGAGCAGCUACAUCAAGGUCUGGUCAGGCAACACCCAGAACGCUGAGGACCUGCUGGUGACAGGCUGUGGAUCAUCAGCACCGCAACCCGUUGUUGCUCCAUAUAACAUCAUCUCCAGCCGGUUCCAAGCCACUGGCACCCCCGGCACUGGUUUCUCUAUGACCUUCAGCACCCGCUGUGGCGCCCGGUUCAGUGGCUCCCAGGGCCGUGUAGUCUCUCCUAACUUCCCAGCUCACUACCCUGACCACGCUAACUGCAACUACACUGUAGAUGCCGGGGAGCAGACGGUGGUUGUCCUCAGCUUUCAGGUCUUCCAGAUUGAGGCACAUUCCACCUGUAUGUUUGAUGGCCUAAAGAUCUACAGCCCAGCUACCAGCAGCACUGCAAUGGCCACUCUGUGUGGUACCGACCUCCCGGGGCCGUUCUCCUCCCUCGGUCCCAUGAUGCUCCACUUCUACUCGGACUCUGUGAUCAACGACAGCGGCUUCUUGGCUGAAUACGUAGCCAUACCCUGUGGCGGUUUCUUCAACGGCAGUGCCGGUUCUGUGAGCAGUCCAGCCCUCUCCAUCACCAAUUACCACCACAACAUGAACUGUACCUACCACAUCAGCGUCGAGGCAGACCGAGUGGUGGAUCUAAAGUUUAACACCUUCAGUUUGGAAGCUUCUUCUUCAUGUCACUACGAUUAUGUGGCUGUGUACGAUGGGCCUGACACCUUGGCGCCUUUGCUGGGAAGGUUCUGUGGUACGGUGCUGCCCCCUGACCUCCGCUCUUCUGCCAACCACCUGUUCCUGGUCUUCAGGACAGACGCAACGGUGGGCGGCAUUGGAUGGAGAGCUACCUACAGUCAGACACUGGGUCCAGCUCAGGGUUGUGGGGGGUUCCUCACCACACCUAUGGGCAGGUUGGGCUCACCAGAUCCAAACCUGGAUGGACGCUAUGAGCCCAGGAUGAACUGUCUGUGGACCAUAGAGAUGCAGAUGAACAGCGCCAUCAACCUGACCUUCAGCUCCUUCGACCUGGAGAGCUCCUCUACAUGUCGCUAUGACUACGUCAAAGUUUACGAUGGAGACAACAUGAACUUCCCUCUGGUGGGGACCUACUGUGGAAACUCCAUCCCUGCCUACUUCGUGUCCAGUGGAAACUUUCUGACAGUUCAGUUUGUGUCCGACAGCUCAGUCCAAAAGCAAGGAUUCAACGCCACCUACAAGGCAGUACCACUGCUGUGUGGUGGAACUCUGAACGCUACCGUAGUACCACAAACCCUGACCUCGCCAUCCUUCCCCGGCGCCUACCCUUCAUUCACCUCCUGUCGCUGGAUCCUGGACGCUCCCCCUCAAGAAACCAUUAAAGUCUCUGUCCAGACAUUUGUCCUGGAUGCUAGCCAGAGCUGCUCCAGCAACUACCUGGAGCUGAAAGAUUGGCCUUUGGGAGACUACGGACAGUCCCAUAAGUUCUGCGCUUCAGACGGCCGUCCCCAGGACUUCUAUAGCUACAGCAGGACGGUCCUGAUGUACUUCAAGUCCGAUACCUUCCUGCCAGGAAACGGACUCAGCUUCAGCUUCCAGAUAGCUAACUGCAGUCGAGUGUAUGAGCAGGAAUACGGCUACCUGAGCAGCCCGGGAUGGCCUGACAUCUACCCCCACAACAUGGACUGCAUCAUCAUCCUGAAGGCUCCGCAGAACAACUCCAUCUCUUUCUUCUUCAACGACUUUGAUGUGGAGAGCCACAACAGCUGUGAUUUUGACUAUUUGGAGAUCCGCAACGGAAGCACAGCAGACUCGCAGCUGAUUGGUCGCUUCUGUGGUCAGACGCUGCCAAGCCCCAUCUUCCCUCAAACCAACCAGCUGUACUUACGAUUCAAAAGCGACUUCUCCGCCUCACGAGACGGCUUUGACGCCACCUGGACGUCUUCUCCCCACGGGUGUGGUGGUACCCUGUUUGGAGACCACGGCUCCUUCGCGAGCCCCAACUACCCAGGAAGCUACCCAAACAACACCUACUGUGAAUGGAGCAUCGUGGCGCCCAGAGACCGAGUGGUGACCGUCACCUUCGCCCAGAUCAGCAUCGACGACCCCGGAGACUGCCAAAACAACUUCCUGAAGUUAUUCGAUGGCCCAGACAGCUCCUCAGCAGCUGUUGGUCCUUACUGCGGAGUGGUACGUAGCAAACCUGAUCCACCCAGAGAGGCCUGGAUGUUGCCCCUCGGUCCCAUUUAA